Pistacia vera is the source of this 1015-nucleotide messenger RNA. Its product is annotated as protein MIZU-KUSSEI 1-like. The record is from RefSeq and is a predicted model, not a curated record. Gene Ontology annotation, biological process: hydrotropism. Lineage: Eukaryota; Viridiplantae; Streptophyta; Magnoliopsida; Sapindales; Anacardiaceae. The coding region runs from base 88 to 771 and encodes 227 amino acids. The transcript has a single exon.
CUCAUAUAUUCUCUCUAUCUUUUGUUCUUUGCAUUGCAUGCUGCCUACCCUUUACUUACCUCUACCAUUUCUAAACCAAUCCAAGAAAUGAGGAUGAUGGUAGACUUGGGAAGCCAAAGAGGCCCUCUUCAAAUUAUAGACACAGCUACCUCUGUUGAAUGUGGGAGAGAAGUUAGGUUUCGCCGUUCCUUUCGUUCUUUAGUUGAGUGUAUGGUCCCUUGUUGUGGUUUCCAACCAUCAGAUUCAAUGUCCAGUGACACAGACUCCACAACCACUCACGCCUCCACAAUAACGGGCACCUUUUUUGGUUACAGGAAAGGCCGUGUCAGCUUUUGUCUACAAGACGACACUCGUAGCUCUCCUCUUCUGUUACUCGAAUUCGCUGUCCCCACUGCUUAUCUCGCCAGAGAGAUGCAGUACGGUUUGCUUCGAAUCGCUCUAGAGUGUGACCGACAAAAGCAGAGCUCCACUUCUUGCUCUCUAUUUAACGUGCCUGUUUGGUCCAUGUACUGCAAUGGUAGGAAGGUUGGGUUCGCCAUUAGAAGGCAGUUGAGUGUGAGUGACGUGGCGGUGCUUAAACUUAUGCAGUCUGUCUCUGUUGGUGCGGGUGUUUUGCCUGUUGCUCCAAAGUUGGAAGAAGAAGGAGACCUCAUGUAUCUACGUGCAAGUUUCGAGCGGGUUAUUGGAUCAGCUGAUUCGGAGUCGUUUCACAUGAUUAACCCGGUCGGGAGUUCUGGACAAGAACUCAGUAUUUUUCUGUUAAGAUCAUGAUACUCUCCUUCUACUUCACUCAUCCUGUGUAAUACAUUUUCAUUUCCUCCUCAUCAUUAUGUCUCAUCCCAGUAUCCCACCCACCCCUGUACUAGCUAGGUUUUUUCUUAAUAUUAAACUUUAUAUGUAAAUUACUUAUAUCAAAUCUCUAAUUUUAGAUCUAUAAAUCCAGUUUUAUAAAUAAAAUUCGUGUAUAUGCAAACGAGCUUCUUGUUCUGUAAGAUGGGAAUCAAAGCAUGGAAAU